Messenger RNA from Pseudomassariella vexata, 1242 nucleotides. Its product is annotated as ubiquitin-conjugating enzyme E2-binding protein. Gene Ontology annotation, molecular function: ubiquitin protein ligase activity; cyclin binding; ubiquitin conjugating enzyme binding. Gene Ontology annotation, biological process: proteasome-mediated ubiquitin-dependent protein catabolic process; protein monoubiquitination; protein autoubiquitination. Lineage: Eukaryota; Fungi; Ascomycota; Sordariomycetes; Amphisphaeriales; Pseudomassariaceae. The coding region runs from base 1 to 1242 and encodes 413 amino acids. The record is from RefSeq and is a predicted model, not a curated record. The transcript is spliced from 2 exons. Gene Ontology annotation, cellular component: nucleus; ubiquitin ligase complex; cytosol.
AUGGCUAUUCUUAUUUAUGCCGAGCUUCUGUCAAAUAUUCGACAAGUUUCGAUAGGAUGCUCCCUACCGUCUCCUGCUGAUGCCAACACUGCAGCGAGAAUAUCAGCAGAUGGUUCAUGCCUUUUGGUUCGUCACCACGGUAAUGAAGCAUCACUGAGACUUCCAGGACGAGUCGCGGCGCCCUCGACGCUACCACUCGCAAGCAGUAAAGCCACAAGCCUUUCGUGGCGGUUGCCUCUCGCGUUAUCUUAUACCACCAAUGUGCCCUGGUCUGUGGAUUCACAGGCUAUUCCUUGGUGUGCGCAAGAUCUGGAACCAGAGGGUUCCGUAUGUUGUCGAGCAUGCCAGACUACAGUCAUCUUGCUGGGAACGGUUAAGAUCUGGAAGGAUCUUCCAAGUGAGAACUGGGCCGAGAUGAUGGAGUUCUGGCACUGUCACAAGCCACAUAAUCAUGGCCAUCACGACGACAAAAGUCUGUCUACAAGAGGCUACGGCGCCAACUCACAGAUUUCUGGACAGGCUGGCGUGGGCUUCGUCGACAUAACCACUUUUCUAUUUGCCAAAGCGGAUUGUUUAGGCUCCAGCCUUACACGGUCGUCACAAUCGACAAAAUUGGGACUUAUUCUCGCCGAUGGACAAGACUCAAACCUCGGUGACGAGCCCAAUGGCUCAACGGUUCAGAGUCAAUCUCUAUACUGCAGUAACUGCCAAAGUGAGAUAGGCGUUACCAAAGAGCAAACUACCAUCUCGCUCUUCAAGUGGCAACUAGCUAUUGGCAACCCGGCAAACUCAGGUCCACGCACACAGCCGACUCUAGCCAACUGUGUCAGUUCUAUACUUCUGGCCACACUCGCCCGGUCCGGCUGUUCCAAGUCAAUAAUGAUGCCCUUGGCCGCAACUACUGGGACGAGUUUCCAGCAAGGUCAAAUCGGCCAGCCGAGCGGGCUUCUCCAUAUAUGGCUUUUCAAUGGCAACAUCACAUUCUCAGCAACAAAAGGGGAUGACAGUCGACUGGCCUGUCCAGCCGUCAAGGUGUUGUACCGCAUGGUCGAACAGGACGAGGCUAAUAAGAUGCUGGAUAGCAUGUCAUCAGUUGUCCAGGACAUUACGCUUCCCAGCAGUGCAAUUGACGAUCUGUUUGAACUUCUGAAGCAGAGUAACGAGUAUCUUCCGCCGAACGACAGGAAUUUCAAGGAGUGGACAGUUGGAUUGUUGAAGAAAUGGGACGGUGACGGUGGAUGA